AUCGCCUGGCACCUCUGCACGGUUGUGUCACGCUGUCGGCUCUCCCCUCUGGAUUUCCUUUCUUAUUUGGAACGGAUGGCUUUGGGCUGCGAUUUGGAUCAGAUCUCUGUGGGAUGGGGAACUGCUGGACAAAUCAACCUUUCAGUGAUUCACCAGUAUGUGGAUUACCUGGUAAGCAAGCAGAAUGUGAAGAACAUCUUUGUGAAUGGCACCACAGGAGAAGGCCUGUCCCUUAGCAUCCAGGAGAGGAAGCAGUUGGCAGAAGAAUGGAUGUGCCAAGGGAAAGACAAGCUGGAUCAUGUGAUAAUUCACGUGGGAGCUUUAAGUCUACUGGAGUCCCAAGAACUGGCCAGACAUGCAGCAGCCAUAGGUGCCAGUGGCAUUGCAGUAAUAGCUCCCUCCUUCUUCAAACCCACAAACAAAGAUGAACUCCUUGGUUUCUUACAGAAAGUUGCAUCCGAAGCCCCUACAGUUCCAUUUUAUUACUACCACAUUCCAGCUCUGACGGGUGUAAAGAUUCGUGUUGAGGAGUUGCUGGAUGGAAUAAGAGAGCAGAUCCCCACCUUCCAGGGUGUGAAGUUCAGCGACACAGACCUCUUGGACCUUGCACAGUGUAUAAACAAGAAUGAGAGAGAACAGUUCAUGUUCCUCUAUGGAGUAGAUGAGCAACUGUUGAGUGCACUGGCAAUAGGGGCAAAUGGAGCAGUUGGAAGUACCUACAACUACCUAGGUAGGAAAACCAACCUGAUGCUGCAAGCUUUUGCAAAGCCAGACCUUGCAUUAGCACAGAAGUACCAGUUUCUCACGGGGGAAUUUCUCAGUUUUGUCAUCAAACUAGGUUUUGGGGUUGCACAGACAAAAGCUGUAAUGACUUUUGUUUCUGGCAUCCCCAUGGGACCUCCACGGCUUCCACUUGUUAGUGCCUCUGAGGAAUUCAUUGCCAAGGCCAAAGCCAAGCUGGAGAGCAUUGUGUGGCCCGAUGGUGACUGACUUCACUCCCACGUCGGUGUGCAGGGGCUCCUUUUCUGGGAUUUGCUGUCACUUGGCAUGCUCCUCAUGCAGUGCCCUGGUUUGGCUGGGAUCUCCUUCAGGAAAAUGAAAGUAAUCGGCGUGGAAGGGCUGGCACACAUGUAGCCAGCCACCUGUUCUUUAACUUCUCUCUGCUCCUCUGGAGCUCUGCACUGCCCAGCACUGGCUGCUAUCAUUAAACAAACAAAUGAAAAAAAAGACAAAAACAAACAAACAAAAAAACCUGGUUUGUUCCAGCAGGGGUAUCCUGACCUCCUUUUGUCUAGAAAGAAAGGUCUGUUUGCACUGCCCCAAACAGGAGUGGAAACAACUUUUUACAAGGGUAGGCAGUGAUAGGACAAGGGGGAAUGGCUUUAGCCUCAAGGAGGGUAAGUUUAGACUGGAUGUCAGGAGGAAGCUCUUCACAGGGAGAGUGGUGAGGUGCUGGAACAGCCUGCUCAGAGAGCUCUGGAUGCUCUGUUCUUGGGGGUGUUCAGGACCAGGUUGGAUAGGACCCUGGGCAGCAUCUGGUCUGCUACCAGAUCUGGAGGUUGGCGGGCCUGUCUGUGGCAGGGGGGUUGGAAUUUGGUGAUCCUUGGUGUUCCUUCCAACCCAAGCCAUUCUAUGACUCUGUUUUAUCUCUCCCUGAGCGUCUCAAGCCCUGGGGUGUCACUGCUGUACCACAACCUGCCUGCUCAGGCUGGUGUUCUGCUGUUUCUCACCAAGUCAUUUGUACAUUGGUUGUGUCAAAUCACUGUUUACCUCCUCUCAUUGUCUUCGCACAUCUUCACUUCCUGCAAAAUUUAAGACAGAAGAACCUAAACCAACCCUUUUCUAACAUCUGUUGACUCUCCAAUGAGCCAUGGUCCUGCAGCCGUUUCCUUGUAGCCCAAAUGUUUGGCACAUCUAUGACCCCUCACGACACAGCCCUGCCAUGGGAUGGGUGCUCUCCUGUGGUGGUGGAGCCUUCCCUGACCACUGCCCAGCUCUAUUCUGCACCCUGAGUGGGAGGGUUCACUGUGGGUUGGCUGCUGGGCAGGGGGGCAGCUGAUGUUGUGGGCCCUGGAGAGAAGUGAGCUCGAUGUGUUGGGUGGGA
This is a messenger RNA of Centrocercus urophasianus (Greater sage-grouse), 2104 nucleotides long. RefSeq names its product N-acetylneuraminate pyruvate lyase (gene NPL). Gene Ontology annotation, biological process: N-acetylneuraminate catabolic process. Gene Ontology annotation, molecular function: N-acetylneuraminate lyase activity; 4-hydroxy-tetrahydrodipicolinate synthase activity. The record is from RefSeq and is a predicted model, not a curated record. The transcript is spliced from 11 exons. The coding region runs from base 76 to 990 and encodes 304 amino acids. Lineage: Eukaryota; Metazoa; Chordata; Aves; Galliformes; Phasianidae.